AUGUCAGCCUCGUCGUCGUGCACUGAACUAGAGACGAAGUUACAAAGAUCCUCGUCCUCGAUGGCCCCAUCAUUAGCUUCGCUUUCCUCGUCAUCCUUCAGGUCCCUAACCUCCGCAGAUGAUUCCAAUCAUUCUUCGAAAGAUAAGGAGACAAAACGUGUCUCCUGGUCCGAGAUUGAUGUUGUGGAACUGCCCAUGAUACUGGGAGAUCAUCCAGCCUGCCGUGAUGGCCUUCCUGUGCAACCGGGAUGGAUCUCUUCAGAUCGGUACUCUGUUUCUGUGGAUUCCUUUGAGGAAACAAGAUCUCCAAGACGUCGAUCAGGUAGCAAGCUUUACAUAUCUUCUUUUGAUCGACUAAAGUUAAUCCGAAACAUCCCACUGCGAGACGAAACCAGCCCUCAGUUGAUUCAAGUGGAUGAUGAGGUCUUCAAACCUGACAGUAAUGAAAUUCUCUGUAAUGUUGCCCCACCCCCAAUCACAUUGGAUGAGGAUAGCGAUCAUAGCAACAGCAACAGAGGCGAUGAGAUCAGAAGGGUGGAGCGUCGCUUGGAUGUUGCCAAUACUAGAUUCGAUAAAUUGACAUCCAGGAUGGACGAUUUGGAACUAAUAAGAAAGGAGCGAAUCGAACGACGCCAACGCCGACGUCAGGCUGUUCCAAAGUUGGAAUAG
This is a messenger RNA of Cylindrotheca closterium, 669 nucleotides long. NCBI's taxonomy places the organism in Eukaryota, Bacillariophyta, Bacillariophyceae, Bacillariales, Bacillariaceae. The record is from the annotation of a GenBank genome assembly.